This is a messenger RNA of Microthlaspi erraticum, 954 nucleotides long. Lineage: Eukaryota; Viridiplantae; Streptophyta; Magnoliopsida; Brassicales; Brassicaceae. The record is from the annotation of a GenBank genome assembly.
AUGGGAGAAAUGAUUGUUUCGCUGAACGAAGAUAUCCGAUUGGAUACAACACGAGCAAGAUUCACAAAUCUACUCAAGAGGCAUCGAGAACUGUCAGAUCGUCUUUCUAGGGAUUCUGAUAAGACGAUAUUUGAUCGGUUACUCAAAGAAUUUGAAGCUGCACGGACAUCCCAAAGUCAGGAAGUCUGCUUAGAUGGAGCAGAGUGGAAUGAUGGUUUGAUAGCUACACUAAGGGAACGGGUACAUAUGGAGGCUGACAGAAAGGCAGAUAACGGUAAAGCAGGUCUUGCACUAGUUUCUCAUCCUGAAGAACGAGUUACUUACAGAGUCGGAAAUAAGGUGAUCUAUUGCUUAGAGGGAGCGAGAAUUGGAAUACAGUAUGAAUCAUCUUUUGCAGGAGAAACUUACGAGAUUUACCACUGUGUACUUGAGAGCAAAUCGUUUUUGGAGAAGAUGACUGUACUUGAGCACACAAUUCCUUUCUUUUUGCCACUACGUGACUUGGAAAAUGAUCUUCUUUCUUCGAAUGCUAAGAAAUUCAUCGAUAAUGUUGGGGAUCUCCUGCAAGCAUAUGUGGACAGAAGAGAACAGGUUCGGCUUAUCAAAGAGCUCUAUGGAAAUCAGAUCAGAGAGCUUUAUCACAGUCUUCCUUACCACAUGAUUGAAUUUGCCAUAGAUGAUUGUGACUGCAAGGUGAUGGUGAGCUUGAGAUAUGGAGAUCUUCUGGGUGAACUUCCGACAAAAGUGAGAGUUCUAGUAUGGCCAAUGCAUCAGUUGAAGAGACAGUGUACAAGCCCUAGAUUGGGUAAACUUGGAAGCCAAGCAAUACCUGCGCGUUUAUCUUUUGCCGAGGAUGCAUUACGGAUCCAGUCACUACCUGAAGCAUACGCAGAGAUUGUAUUAAACAUGCCACAAGAAAUUGAGCAAUUAUUUCUGCAAAGAAGUCCAAGCUAA